GAAACCUGUGAAUGGGUAGCGGGGUCAGUGAAUGAGUGGAGCGAGGGAAGGCACGAGAAGGCCUGGCUGGGGCUGCUCUGGGGGUCAGUGGAUGAAUGAAGUGAGAGAAGGCACAAGAAGUUCCAGCCCAGCUGCUCCGGGAUCAGCGGGAGUCGGCAUCCUGCGCUCAGGAUGAGGGGACAUCUGGCCCUGGUGGGUGUUCUGAUCAGCCUGGCCUUCCUGUCGCUGCCACCGCCUGGACAUCCUCAGCCAGCCUCCGAAGACGCCUGCUCCGUGCAGAUCCUCCUCCCUGGCCUCAAAGGAGAUGCGGGAGAGAAGGGAGACAAAGGCGCCCCAGGACGGCCUGGAAGAGUCGGCCCCACUGGAGAGAAAGGAGACAUGGGGGACAAAGGACAGAAAGGCAAUGUGGGUCGCCAUGGAAAAAUCGGUCCCAUUGGCUCUAAAGGUGAGAAAGGAGAUUCUGGUGACAUAGGACCCCCUGGUCCUGAUGGCGAACCAGGCCUCCCGUGUGAGUGUGGCCAGCUGCGCAAGGCCAUUGGGGAGAUGGAUGACCAGGUCUCCCAGCUGACCAGCGAGCUCAAGUUCAUCAAGAAUGCCGUCGCAGGUGUACGGGAGACGGAGAGCAAGAUCUAUCUGCUGGUGAAGGAGGAGAAGCGCUACGCAGAUGCCCAGCUGUCCUGCCAGGGCCGCGGAGGCACACUGGGCAUGCCCAAGGACGAGGCUGCCAACAGCCUGAUGGCCACAUACCUGGCGCAGGCCGGCCUGGCCCGGGUCUUCAUCGGCAUCAAUGACCUGGAGCGGGAGGGCGCCUUCGUGUACUCUGACCGCUCCCCCAUGCAGACCUUCAACAAGUGGCGCAGUGGCGAGCCCAACAAUGCGUACGACGAGGAGGACUGUGUGGAGAUGGUGGCCUCGGGCGGCUGGAACGACGUGGCCUGCCACACCACCAUGUACUUCAUGUGCGAGUUCGACAAGGACAACAUGUGAGCCUCGGGCGGCUGCCCACUGGGGGCCCCGCGUGUCCCUGCAGGGUUGGCAGGGCCAGCGCCCAGGUCACGGUGACAGCCCGGGAGCUGUCCCUCUGCGCAGAGGGCAGUCACUCCAGGGCAGAGGCUCAUGGAAUGGAGGGAAUGGUGCAGGCUUCAGAGGAAAAGGAAAGUGCCCGGGGUUCUGUGUCUGGAGAGGCAGUUUCACUAACGGUAUUGUAGCCCAAAUGUCACUGUGUAAUUAUACCCAGAAUUGCUCUUCCCUAAAGCUCUUGCCUUUGUCCGAGCGAUCCAAUAAAGUCUGUAGUGCAGUAGUUAAGUACAAA
Messenger RNA from Callithrix jacchus (white-tufted-ear marmoset), 1312 nucleotides. The record is from RefSeq and is a predicted model, not a curated record. Lineage: Eukaryota; Metazoa; Chordata; Mammalia; Primates; Cebidae.